AUGAACAAAGUUUUGAAAUCUCAUAAACACAACAUCUCCGAUAUAAAUGAACUUCAAGCUACAUUAGACAGUAAAGCCGACAAGAACCAUACACAUAAAUCCUUCACUACUGUUAGAGCAGACGACAUAAUAUUGAACUAUACCCUUGGUUCAAAUGCACCAUUAGAGAAUCCAAGUACAAGCGUAAAAGAUACACUAAACAAUUUAGAUAACAGUUGCAGGAAUAUCGAAGAUCAUGCCAGAAACUUUGAAGCAUACGAACUACCAGCAAUGUUAGAUAAGAAAGCCGACAAAACUUAUGUAGAUGAAAAUUAUGCAAAGAAGUCGGAAGUAAAUGCUGCGCUUAAUGGAAAAGCCGAUAAAGAGCACGUGCAUGAAGAAUUUCAAACAAUCAAGAUUAAAGAAAUUAAGGCAUGCAUCGAAAUAGUAACAAAAACAGGAAGAGACGGUGCAACUGUACAAGAACAAAGAAUUUAUCCUCCUACUUUUCCUAAUGGUUUAAUAACAAACAAUAUAAAUAUUGUAGAAGGCAAUAAAACUAUAAACGUUAAACAUGAACUUCUAACAAUGAAGGUCCAGAUUCUUGAAACCAUAUAUCCUAUAGGCUCUAUUUAUACGUCAAUGAACUCAACAAAUCCAGCAAGUGUUUUAGGUUUUGGUACGUGGGAACAGAUUGUAGAUAAAUUCCUCUAUUGUGCGAACUCUUCAAAGCAAACAGGUGGUUCGAAGAAAAUUAAAGAAGCAAACCUUCCACCGCACACUCAUACAGGAACUACAAACUUUUCUGGUGACCAUAGUCACUCAUUAAGAGACCAUCCAUUAUACAACUCAGAAUAUUAUGCUGGCAAUGACGUUUUAUCUCCAGAUUAUAACCAUUCGGCAAAAAAGACUUUUCGACCAACUGAACCAGGAGGAAAUCAUUCACACACUUUCACAACAAAUCCAACAG
Trichomonas vaginalis G3 is the source of this 949-nucleotide messenger RNA. RefSeq names its product keratin-associated protein family. The annotation marks the transcript as partial. The record is from RefSeq and is a predicted model, not a curated record. The transcript has a single exon. Lineage: Eukaryota; Parabasalia; Trichomonadida; Trichomonadidae.